Molecule: messenger RNA, 210 nt
Organism: Triticum turgidum subsp. durum (durum wheat)
Lineage: Eukaryota; Viridiplantae; Streptophyta; Magnoliopsida; Poales; Poaceae
Source: the annotation of a GenBank genome assembly
AUGACGCUAGAAGAAGCACCAUUUUACCCACGCGAGAAGCUCGUUCAGAAGCAGCAGUAUUUCCAGAAGCUGAGCAAGCAUAUCCACCUUAAAGGCCGCUAUGAUGUGGUCACCUCAGUUGCCAUUCCCCUUGCGCUUGCUGGCACCAGCUUGUUCAUGAUUGGUCGUGGGAUCUACAACAUGUCUAACGGGAUUGGGAAAAAGGAGUGA